Molecule: messenger RNA, 1011 nt
Organism: Olea europaea var. sylvestris
Lineage: Eukaryota; Viridiplantae; Streptophyta; Magnoliopsida; Lamiales; Oleaceae
Exons: 4
Coding region: 1-1011 (336 amino acids)
Source: RefSeq, a predicted model, not a curated record
AUGUGGAAAGCAGAAACGUCGAUUUCAGGAACGUUGAGUACUCCACCUAAUAUUUCAUCGUUGGUCAUUGUUGGGUUUGAUAGUUGGAAGAGGGUUAACCAAGGAAGUAAAUGUGCAUUUCUUAUUCAUGUUGGUACAACAUAUUCGUCGUUUCAUAAUGGCUGUAAGAGAAGUGCUGAAGAUCUAAUGAAACCAACUCAACAUAUUGACAAGGUAAUGCAUUCUUUAUCAAAUGAGGAAAUUCAGAAAAAUCGUUUGCGUCUAAAGACCACCAUUAUGAGUGUUAAGUGGUUAGCACUUCAAAGUUGUUCCUUUAGAGACCAUGAUGAAUCUCCAUCUUCACUGAAUCGUGGGAAUUUCAUUGAACUGGUGGAUGCAUUUAGAAAAAUGAAUAUUGAAGUAGGAAAAGUUGUAUUGGGUAAUACUCCCAAAAAUGCUACAUACACAUCUCCAGACAUUCAAAAAGAAAUUUUGAACAUUAAGGCCAACAAAGUCCGACAAAGAAUUCGUGGCGAAAUUGGGGAUGCAAAAUUUAGUAUUCUUGUUGAUGAAGCACGAGAUGAAUCUUUACAAGAACAAAUAGCCAUUAUCCUGAGUGUUAGUGACACUACCUCAUUAAAUCUUAAGAAUCAAAUUUCUGAUGUUCUUGUCCGUUUCGACCUUCAAGUGCAAAAUAUGAGAGGCCAAGGGUAUGAUGGUGCUAAUAAUAUGCGUGCUAGGGAUGUAUCAGAUAUUAAUUCAUUUUUUUCUCAUUUGGAUAGUGUUAUUAAUAUGAUUACAUCAUCUCCUAAGCGCAUCAAUGGGUUGAAAAGUGCACAAAGAAAAGAAAUUGAGCAUUUGUUGGAAAUUGGAGAACGAGAGUCCGGAAGUGGUGCUAAUCAGAUUGGUAAUUUGCAACGAGCCGGAGGUACUCGUUGGUCUUCUCAUUACAGCUCUGUAAAGAGUUUGAUUGCUAUGUAUGCUGCAACUUGUGAGGUGCUUGAGUAUCUUAGUGAUCAUUCUCCAAUGUAA